UUCCCUCCCUUUCAACCCCACUCAACCCCUUCGCUCUCUCCUCCUGCAGGCCAUGGCUGCAAAACUGAUUCUUCUCGUGCUUUUGCAAACCCUCAUCCAGUACCCACAGAUGGUGGGUGAUGGGCUGGAUGAGGUCACCCGUCUGCACAUGGAGCUGCGUGAAAAGCUCCUGGACAGAGAGAUGACUCGGCUGCUGCAGGAGCUGGAGCAGAGCAGCCUGGAGCGCAGUGUCAGGGCCUGGGGAGCCCUGCUCUGGGCUGCCUUGCAACAGGGGGACUUCUGGGAUCUGGCUGGAGUCCUGGGCCUUCUCUUGUCGCUGUGGUUUAUCCGCAGCAGAAGGAGCCGCCAGCCAGCCAACAAUGGUCGGGAGGCGGGGGCAGGUGAUGGCGAUGGUGGUGGAAAUGAAGGGGAAGAAAACCGUGAUGCGAUUGCGUGGGAAGUCAACAACGGUGAUGCAAUUGAAGGAGAAGACCACGAUGUUGCCAAUGAAGUAGAAGAGGAUAUUAUUACCCACAACCUGAGACGGAGUUUAGAGGAACACAUAGAGCACCUGAUGGAAGGGAGCGCGAUGACAAAUUUCCUGAUGGACAGCUUCAUGAUGUUCUUUGGACACCUUUUGUCAGACAGUUCAUACCCAGUGCCGCAACGAGCCAUUGGGGUGGGCAGUGCCUUUGAAGGCUGGAGUCCCCGGGAGGAGGAUGUGGUGUACAGUGUCCUUGUACCUCUCACUCCUCCCCCGGGGCACACCUUCCAUCUGGAGAUGGACACUUCAGGGUACAUACCCGGCAGGAACUUCUUCAUCCGCGUGGAGCCGGUGUGCACCUGCCCAAGGGAGCAGCAGCAUGACAACGUGCUGUGCUCCCUCCACCACCACCCAGAGGAUGAGCAGAGGAGGAACGAGGAGCCCAACUUCCUAAACACCCUCUGCACUGGCUCCUACCUGGAUGUGGAGAAAACUGCCCGCUGGUUCUACCAGUUGGUGAGAGCGGCCUGGCCGGCUUUGCCUCAGUCACACAGUUGGCAAUUAGUGCUGCUGCCCUCCAGCCGCUGCUGCAAAUUCAAGCUGACCAGAGGCAGACAGAGCCUGACGGUUGAGUUGCUCUUUGGAGUGCAAGAAGGCAAUUCAGACAUCUACGUGAGCAGCCAGCAUACAGAGGCCCUCUUCACCCCAAGCAUAGUGUGGCCUGAGACCUACGCCGUGGCAGAGAUGAAGUUCUUCAGGCUCAUUGCCCGGCAGUCUCCACCUAACAGCUGGCACCUCAAGUGCCUGCAUGUCUUGGCCCGAGCUCUUCUGGGCAUAGACUUCUCCACCUAUACCCUGAAGACCAUUGUGAUGCACCUCCUGAACACCAUACCUCUGUCAGGCUGGCGCAUGAGGCAUUUCCGGCGGCAGCUGGAGGAUACCAUGGAGUACCUGCGUGGCUCCCUGGAGGAGAAACGCCUUGACCACUUUGUUGUGGGCAACCGGACAUUUCCUCAAGAGAUUCUCUUGCCCACGGAUGUCAAAACGGCCGAGCCACCCAACCUCUUCCAUCGCCUGGCACAGGAUCCGGCCGCCCACACGCAGGCAAUGAACGAGUGCCGUGAACUGGGACAUCGGCUCUCAAGAAUGCUGCACGAUGGCCAUUGAAAGAAAUCUUCCUGCACACAGCUGUGCUUGGGGGGCUCACAGCUGGUGAAAGACAAGCACCUCCUACUGCAAGGAAAAAAGUGAGGAGCAUGUCGACAGAGAGAGGGAAAGGAAAACCCUUUGCAGCAGCACUCUGCCAUCAGCAUUCCCCUCUGCCCAGCACAGCCUCCAGUGAUGACCAGGGGGCUACAAAGAUGACUUUCAUCCUCCUUUCCCCUCACACUCUCAUGGCCAUUGUGGCCAUUUUAGAUGGGCCCAGGAAUGCAUUCUGGUACCUCCAGCUGCUCAGGGAUCAAGCGAGAGGCAUCGCUAAUGUUCCUAAACUGUAUCUCUCCUUGUUCCCUGAAGGGAUAUCUUUAGGUCAGCAUUGCACACACCAUGUGGGACCUGACCUGAAAAUUUUUAAUUUAUACUUUAGAACAUUAUCAUUAUUACAUGUAUUAUAUUUAAUAUUUCAUAUAUCUAUUGAUAUUUAAUAUAGCAUAUAGAUAUUUAACCUAAUAUCAUAAUAUUUUAACAUAUUAGUAUAGCAUUUAUAGACUCUCAGCGUGUUUCCCCCUGUCCCCUUAAGGGACACCUUUAGGUCAGCCUUGCACCAAGACUGUCAACCCCAGCCUCUGUUGGAGCUGACCUUAAUGUUUUUAUAUAUAAAUAUAGAAGUUUUUAAAUUUUUAGAUAUAUAUAGAUAAUAUAGACUAUAGUUAGUAUAUUUGAUAAAAUAUUAUUUUUUUGCAAACACGGCACCAAUAGAUCUGUCCCAGCACAUUUUAAUGCCCUGUAGUCACUGCAUUUAGGACUGGCAAUCCAGAAACUGCUUUCCCCUUGCUUCAAUAAAGAGUGCUAUUCUAGAA
Messenger RNA from Pseudopipra pipra, 2481 nucleotides. RefSeq names its product inositol 1,4,5-trisphosphate receptor-interacting protein-like 1. Gene Ontology annotation, cellular component: membrane. The record is from RefSeq and is a predicted model, not a curated record. The transcript has a single exon. The coding region runs from base 53 to 1630 and encodes 525 amino acids. Lineage: Eukaryota; Metazoa; Chordata; Aves; Passeriformes; Pipridae.